This is a messenger RNA of Megalobrama amblycephala (Wuchang bream), 618 nucleotides long. It is a transcript of the gene snrpd3, whose product is annotated as small nuclear ribonucleoprotein D3 polypeptide. Gene Ontology annotation, cellular component: U4 snRNP; commitment complex; U12-type spliceosomal complex. Lineage: Eukaryota; Metazoa; Chordata; Actinopteri; Cypriniformes; Xenocyprididae. The transcript is spliced from 4 exons. Bases 128 to 511 code for a protein of 127 amino acids. Gene Ontology annotation, molecular function: RNA binding. Gene Ontology annotation, biological process: RNA processing; spliceosomal snRNP assembly. The record is from RefSeq and is a predicted model, not a curated record.
AUUCAGUCCAGUAGGUGGCAGUGCGUGUCUCCAGUACAAUAGAAUCUCCGGAAAUUCUACUGAACGCCGAAGACAAAACUGUUUGUGGACGUUUGGUGUACGUUUGGUUCACAGAUAACUUGUUAAGAUGUCGAUUGGAGUGCCCAUCAAAGUUCUUCAUGAAGCAGAGGGACACAUAGUGACCUGUGAAACCAACACUGGCGAGGUUUACAGGGGCAAACUAAUCGAGGCUGAGGACAACAUGAACUGCCAGAUGGCAAAUAUCACAGUCACAUACAGGGAUGGCCGUGUAUCUCAGUUGGAACAGGUGUAUAUUCGUGGCAGUAAAAUCAGGUUUCUCAUCCUGCCCGACAUGCUGAAAAAUGCUCCUAUGUUAAAGAGUAUGAAGAACAAAAAUCAGGCAGCUGGUGCAGGUCGAGGAAAAGCAGCUAUUCUCAAAGCCCAAGUGGCUGCCAGAGGACGUGGACGUGGUGGACCAGGACGAGGGAACAUAUUCCAGAAGAGACGCUAGUUUUAUAUUGAUACCCCUUUUUUUUAAUAAUUUUACCAGCAUUUUGGUUUGAUCUAUUUUAUAUUGUUCUUUUUAUGCUUUGGAUAAUAAAUGGGUGAUUUUUGCUA